AUGCAGUCCCCCGAGGUCUUUGUCGGAUCAAUCGAUCAGGGAACAACCAGUACACGGUUUCUGAUCAUCAAUCGUGAUGGAGAGCCUGUUGCAUCCCAUCAGGUGGAAUUCGGUCAAAUCUACCCCCAUCCUGGAUGGCAUGAGCAUGACCCUCUUGAGCUCGUUGAGUCGGUGGAGACCUGCAUUGCUGGCGCCGUCGAGUCCUUUGAAAGCCAAGGCUUCUCUCGAACUAGCAUUACCUGCGUGGGCAUCACCAACCAGCGCGAGACAACCAUCGUCUGGGAUCAUGAGACAGGUGAACCGCUCUACAAUGCGAUAGUAUGGACAGAUACGCGUUCCCAGGCCAUCGUCGCGGAACUGAAAUCUCGCCCUGGGGCAUCCAAGCUCCAGUCCCUCUGCGGUCUGCCGCUCUCGACUUAUUCCUCCGCGACCAAGUUGCUCUGGAUGCUCGAGCAUGUCCCUCGGGUGCGGGAGGCUUUUGAGCGCGGCACUUUGGCGUUUGGAACGGUCGACGCCUGGCUGGUAUACCGUUUGAAUGGCGGACCUGACGCCAACGUGUUUGUCUCAGAUUCGACAAACGCCUCCCGGACCAUGUUUGUGAACUUGGAGACGUUGCGGUAUGACGAUAGCUUGCUGGACUUCUUUGGGAUCAAGGGGAAGCUCCAUCUGCCCAGGAUUGUUCCCUCCAGUGAUUCCUCGGCUUACGGGGUUAUUGCCAGUGGUACUAUUGCUCGAGUGCCCAUCAUGGGAUGUCUGGGAGACCAGUCGGCUGCGCUGGUUGGGCAGAAAGGGUUCUCGCCUGGCAUGGCAAAAAACACAUAUGGUACAGGCUGCUUCUUGCUGUACAAUGUCGGUGAAAAACCAGUCUUUUCAAAACAUGGACUGCUGACAACGGUGGCUUAUCAUUUUGGCGGGAAGGCCGUCUAUGCCCUCGAAGGGAGUAUUGCUGUCGCGGGAUCGGGUGUCAAGUUCCUCCAAGACAACCUCUCCUUCUUCCAGAAUUCCCGAGAAGUUAAUGAUUUGGCCGUGACGGUGGAGGAUAAUGGCGGCUGCGUAUUCGUGACGGCCUUUAGUGGGCUGUUCGCUCCCUACUGGAUCGAUGAUGCCAAGGGUACCAUUUGUAAGUUUGAGAAGCUGGACCAUCGCAUCCUCGUUGAAGCCUGUUCUCGAUUAUCUCAACAUGUCUCUGACUCUUGGCUCUCCAAAAUUUCAUCUGCUGCAUCAGUCGGCAUCACACAGUUCACACAAAAGGGCCAUAUAGCCCGUGCCACACUAGAAGCAACCUGCUUCCAAACCAAAGCCAUCCUAGAUGCCAUGGAAAAAGACAGCGGCAGCGCUCUCACGGAACUCGCUGUCGACGGAGGCAUGAGUAACUCGGAUUUGGCCAUGCAGACCCAAGCAGAUCUCAUCUCGAUCCCCGUCUACCGACCCAAGAUGCGCGAGACCACUGCGCUAGGUGCAGCUAUUGCGGCGGGUCUCGCGGCAGGUAUAUGGCGCAAUUUUGCUGAGUUGCGCGACAUCAACCGUGCCGGCGGUACUGUGUUCGAGCCCCAAGUGACACGUGAAGAAAGUAAUGCCAAGUUCGAGCAAUGGGAAAAAGCCGUUCGAAUGAGUAAAGGCUGGGUUUCUUCGGCAAAUGAUAGGAAUCAAGACGGUGACAAGCAAGUUGGGCUUGGGAUGACGACUGCUGCAACCGAGUCACUAUUGACGAGUGCCGUUAAAUCUUCCGUGAACGGGAUACUGCCAGAGCAAAGGGAGCAGAGAGACACGUCCACUCUCAACUCAGUGCCACUAGUUUCUGAGCUCGUGACGAAGGGAAACCUUCAGCCAAAAGUGAGCGUCACAACGCAUGCUAUGGCAAACAAAGAUGACGAUCGAGAUCGAGACUGGGACUUGGCGUCACAUAUCAAGACACCGUUCAUCACAGUUUCCAGUGAUUUGGACGAGGCCGAUGAAGAGGACCUGUUCUUGGAGUUGAGAAAGGUGGAAAUCCUGCAAAAGUUGAAGAGGCUGAGAAAGAUGAAGUUGAGCUACUACUGA
Molecule: messenger RNA, 2040 nt
Organism: Penicillium diatomitis
Lineage: Eukaryota; Fungi; Ascomycota; Eurotiomycetes; Eurotiales; Aspergillaceae
Product: glycerol kinase
Exons: 3
Coding region: 1-2040 (679 amino acids)
Biological process (GO): triglyceride metabolic process; glycerol-3-phosphate biosynthetic process; glycerol metabolic process
Cellular component (GO): mitochondrion
Molecular function (GO): glycerol kinase activity
Source: RefSeq, a predicted model, not a curated record